CGCGCAUGGACAGGAGCGAGCUGCUGCUCGAAGUGCCGACGGCUCGGAGACGAUGGAUCAAGCCGAGCGGUGCGUAAGUGUCGUGCGGCCCGCGGUGUCAGGUUCCGACCGACACAUCAGGGGAUCAAGCAAGCGCGGUGCCCGCUCCCUCUGGCCUCUGCCACCCUCAUGCCUUGGCCGCUGGCCAUUUACUAUUGAGCCAUCGUGCAGGUGGCCCGCAGAGUCCUCCUCCCGUCCCGUCUGCUCCCUGCCACGAGCGGACUAGGCUAGCCUACGCGACUGUCGCAGCACUGCUCUGCUCUGCGUUCUGAGAGGCAUUGCCUUGUCCGUGUCUUGUUUCUUGGCCGGCAUGGCCGCGGCCGGGCUGCGGCUUCUCGGAGGCCUCUGGUUCUUGGCGUCGCUGCUGCGCCCGGGCGCGGCGGAGGCGGCGGUCGCUGCUGUGGAGGGGCGGCGCGCCGUGGCGGCGACGGGGGAGGACUUCGUGUGCGCGACAUUGGACUGGUGGCCGCCGGAGAAGUGCGACUACGGCACCUGCGCCUGGGGCCGCGCCUCCCUGCUCAACCUGGAUCUCUCCAACAAGGUCUUGCUCAAUGCCGUCAGAGCGUUCUCGCCGCUGAAGCUCCGGCUGGGAGGCUCGCUGCAGGACAAGGUGGUGUACGGCACCGCCGACCUCGGUCGGCCCUGCACGCCGUUCGUCAAGAACACGUCGGAGAUGCACGGCUUCACGCAGGGCUGUCUGCCCCUGCGCAGAUGGGACGAGCUCAACGCCUUCUUCCAGAAAUCGGGAGCGAAGAUUGUGUUCGGGCUGAAUGCGCUGAACGGCCGGGUUCCGUUGCCGGAUGGAUCUCUAGGAGGGCCAUGGGAUUACACCAAUGCAGCAUCACUGAUUCGGUAUACCGCAAACAAGGGCUACCAAAUUCAUGGGUGGGAGCUUGGAAAUGAACUUAGUGGCAGUGGAGUUGGAGCUCGAAUUGGGGCUGACCAAUAUGCUGCAGAUGUGAUCGCCCUAAAAUCGAUAGUCGAAAACAUAUACCGAGGCAAUCCAUCAAAGCCACUGGUUCUUGCUCCUGGAGGCUUCUUUGAUGCAGCCUGGUUUACCGAGCUUAUCGCCAAAACCAGGCCAAAUCUACUGAAUGUGAUCACCCACCACAUCUACAAUCUAGGACCAGGAGUCGACACACAUCUCGUUGAAAAGAUCCUCAAUCCAUCUUAUCUCGAUGGAAUGGCAAGCACAUUCAGCAAUCUUCAAGGGAUACUGAAAUCUGCAGGGACAUCGACAGUCGCAUGGGUUGGCGAGGCUGGAGGGGCUUAUAACAGUGGCCACCACCUUGUCACUGACUCAUUCGUGUUCAGCUUCUGGUUCUUGGAUCAGCUUGGGAUGUCAGCAAAGUAUGACACAAAGAGCUACUGCAGACAAAGUUUUAUUGGUGGGAACUACGGCCUACUAGCAACAACAUUCCAACCAAACCCUGACUAUUACAGCGCUCUACUGUGGCAUCGCCUCAUGGGAACAAAAGUUCUCGCGACAACAUUCAGAGGCACGAACAUGGUUCGCGCUUAUGCACACUGCGCAAGAGAUUCUCCAGGAAUAACUCUACUGCUGAUCAACCUCAGUGGCAACACCACAACCCAAGUGUCGGUAACAAGCGAAGGCGCCGCUCAUAAACACGGCACAAAGAAGCAUAGCAGAAAGACCAAGCAUGUACAUGUUCCUGGUUUUAAUGGAUUUGCUGAGGCAGCUGGUGCCAUGAGAGAUGAGUACCACCUCACCCCCGAGGAUGGCAACUUGCAAAGCCAGGUCAUGUUGCUGAAUGGCAUGGCCUUGGCCACUGAUGCAGAUGGGAACAUCCCCAGACUUGAGGCUGUCAAAAUGGAUGCAGCACAGCCCAUAACUGUGGCUCCGUACUCCAUUGUGUUCUCUCACAUCCCCAAUUUCUCUGCCCCUGCAUGUAGUUAAAGAGUAGAUGAGUCAUCCCAAUUGUUUUGGUGUGAUUGGUAUUGUCAGGAAAGGUGAGGUGAUGAUGGAUGGCUAAGCUUCUCCAUCUGGGAGAUGAAGUGAGAUGCAAGGCUAAAGUUUGAUUAUUUUUUUACUCUUAAUUGUAAAAGGUUGAAGAAAUUAUGAUGAACAAAAAGGAAAGGGGAAAUGCUCUUUCCCGUUGCCCUUCGGUUCCUUGUUUAGAUCGAGUACAAUUGUGAAGGGGCUACACUAAAAUAUAUUCAACGGGGGGUAUUGAAGAAAUU
Phragmites australis (common reed) is the source of this 2241-nucleotide messenger RNA. RefSeq names its product heparanase-like protein 3. The coding region runs from base 350 to 1957 and encodes 535 amino acids. The record is from RefSeq and is a predicted model, not a curated record. The transcript is spliced from 9 exons. Gene Ontology annotation, cellular component: plant-type cell wall; membrane. Lineage: Eukaryota; Viridiplantae; Streptophyta; Magnoliopsida; Poales; Poaceae. Gene Ontology annotation, molecular function: beta-glucuronidase activity.